Messenger RNA from Venustampulla echinocandica, 654 nucleotides. RefSeq lists its product as uncharacterized. NCBI's taxonomy places the organism in Eukaryota, Fungi, Ascomycota, Leotiomycetes, Helotiales, Pleuroascaceae. The transcript has a single exon. The record is from RefSeq and is a predicted model, not a curated record. Bases 1 to 654 code for a protein of 217 amino acids.
AUGCCAUUAAUUGGUCCACCAAUAACCUACGACUGUCUGACGGAGCUUACUGAUGUAUUGGAUUGUACGUCUAAGAUAUACGAUAUUAUCGGACCUCACUACGAAUGGAACUGGCCUGACUGGGAGAAGCAUCUCGAGAGACAUGUCAGUAGCGACGACGAGCAGGAGAUCAGGAAAAGAGAUCCGGGUGAAACAGACGAUGAGUACAAGGAUAGAAUGUGCCGUAGAGCGGCAAGGCCUGAAAAGAGAGCUUGCGAAGAGGCAGAGUGGCUGAAAAGCGCCAUAAUCAUGACAAGGGCGCUUCAUUUUGCGCAGAGCAAGCACACGCAAGGAUACACACUUAAGAUUGAAAGCAUAACUGGAAGAUUGGAACAUUCCUAUUCACCUCAGAGAAUGUAUGAAUAUGUGGUGGUAUGCUUUAAUCAAGGCUGGGGUCGGAGGAUAUGGAAGCGGGACCUCCCAAUGCCUCCAAAUACUAUGUCCGAGGUUGAAAAUGGCAAAUGGUUCAGUGACAAAACAUUUUCUAUGGAACAAGAGAUAGUUGGAAAAUGGAACAAUGGUGUCGAAUUGGGCCAGAUCGUUGGAAGAAGGACACUAUCGAAUCUCGCGGGUGCCUCUAGCGUGCCUUUUUUUGCCUAUCUAGCGGGAUACUAA